UUUGCCCCGCCGAAGUGAUACCAAACUAAACGCUACUGUAGCCAGGUAUCUCCAGCAAGAGACUGGCCAACAAGUUUUUCGCAGCAAGGUUUCGGGGAAUUUAUUCAGAAUCGAAUCUGGAGAUUUCUUUUACUGUGGAAAUCUUUUCGGAAUCGGUUCGAAAAAAUGGCUUCUACAUCAAACAAGCUUGAAGAUAUUGUGGUUUUAGAGCUGGUGGAUCCCUCUGUAGUCACAGAGAAGCUAUCUGAGGAGGAGAUAACGAUCUCUACCUCGAGUAUUCACAACUGGGACAUUCCUUCGAUUGUUUGCCACAGGAUCGUCAAGGUCCAGGCUGAUAGAAGCAGGCUUUCAGAGAAGUCUUGUUACUUUCAUAGUCUUCUAAGUGGAAACUUCAGUGAAUCAAGACUUUAUCAUAUCUCAAUCCAUUGGAGCAUGGAAUCAAUUCUCAAUGUCCUGCAGUUUAUUUAUGGCUACCAGUUAAUUGUUACAUCGACAAAUUUUCUCAAUCUCUUGGAGGCUGCACUCUUUUUUGGCGUGGACAGUCUUCUGUUGGAUUGUGAAGCUUGGUUCCAAAAGUUUACAUCAGGAUUUGGACUAUGUAGACAUCAGAUAUCACUGGCUUCUAUAAUUGAAAUUUCAAAUUUUAGCUUGGAUCAUGGAAUUACUUCAAUCAUGGGAACGUGCAAAGACUAUAUUGCUCGAAACUUUGCUUGGGCUGCAUCUAGUAGCUCUUUUGUUGAUAUUCCAUAUACAUUGUUAUAUUCUGCAAUUGAACACCCAGAACUUACUGUAGAAAGUGAGGCUCAACUUUGCGAAGCACUUUUGGGUUGGCUUUCCCACAAUAUUGAAUUUAGGGAAUGCUUUCCUAUCAACUAUGAGGACAGCUUCUACAACAUUCUUAAGAAGAUUUUAUGCGUCACCAUGUCCAUGUUUCUGCUUUAUAGGAAUUGGAUGGUGGACUCAACACUUAUGUACCGGAAAACUAAUAAAAUUGUCCUUUGUUCAAGAGGUACAAGACGUUGCUUCCCCAGCUUUGCAGAUGAUAUUAUUCAUGCAAUUAUUUUUGUGAUGAAUAAUCACCGUUCAAGUCUAAUAAAUACAUUUGAAGACAAUGAUUGCUCCAAAAGUCUACGAAUUCGUCUAACCAAAUAUUCAGAGAAAAUUGUGCUUUGUGGCUGCCCUCAUGUUACAAUGGACAUUCUGUUCCUCGGAAUACUUCCAAAUGAUAUUGAUUUCACAUGUGAACCGGACAGGGGUGAUUAUUCUUGUAUCAUCCAGAAGGCUGGCAGCUUCUUGUCUUUUGAAUCUGUAGUUGAAGUAGAUAUUUCUAAAUGUCCGAAUCUGCGAUUUGCUUUAGUAAUCCAAUGGUUAUAUUUGGCAUUCCCAUCAUUAAGAAUAUUGAAGGCAUCACACUAUUUGGAUUUCAAGUAUGAAAAUCUGUAUUCCUUUCUACGUAUGUGUCCACAUAUUGUUGAAGUUGACUUGACAGUUGAUAUUAGUCCUGUGAUCUUUGGAAACGUAUCUGUUUUAUCUGCAAAUGUUGAAGAGCAUCAAUUUGCAGAUGCUAUGAGAUAUAAAAUUCUUGAAGAGAAAAUAACCUUGUCAAGUAUGAGUGAAAUCAUUUCUGCUAAGCCAGUGCUUGCAAAUAUCACAAAACUGACUCUUGAAGGUAGAAGUGAUACCAAUGAUCUAGAGCUAUUAAAAAUAUCUUCUCUGUUGCUUUCUUUGUCUUUUCUAAAUAUCAAAGGAUGCACACUGGUAACCGACAUGGGGAUAUCCAAGCUUUUAAUGAAGUGUCCGCGCCUUCAGUCCUUGAUAUCCUCAUACACUGCAUUUGGGAGAAAUUCAAUUAAAAUACUUUGUUUAGAAAAAAAAUUUCGCAAUGGUUCUGACGGGACACCUGGGAACUCAUCUGCAAUGGCAUCUAGGCUUCAAGAACUGCAAAUUGAUGGCUGUAAGGAUGUUGAUAACAAUUCUCUGUUACAUCUUAUGAGCAAGAUAUCUAUCAUGAGAGUUCUAAGUUUAAGGGAAACUUCGCUUGAUGAUGAUGCUCUCUAUAAGCUUGCAAGCUGUUCCUUGGAGAAACUUGAUAUUUCUGAUACACUGGUUUCUAUGCAAUCUUUAAACUAUGUCAUAAAAAGAAAUCCUGAGAUGAGAUCUUUGAGAGGAACUGGUUGUUCGAAACUGCAUCAUGGUGGUGAUCAGAAUCUAGCAUAUACUCAUAGAACGGAGUUUCAAGAUUUUCUCGAUGAGUUAGGUAAAAGGUGUAUGCUGGAAGAACUGGCCCUUGGAUGGGGGUUCUCCUCAAUAGGUUUGGAGAGGCUACAACCUGCUUUUCGUAAUUUAAGGAUUUUAUAUGUUGGUCUUGGUGCAGAAAUGGAUCACCAUUUAUUAUGUCUUGUUCCGAAGAUCUGUCCACUUCUGGAGUCACUGGUUCUACGUUUUCAGGUGAUUUAUGAUGAUAUCGUCAGAAGCAUUUUAGAAUCUCUCAAACAUCUGCAAAUGUUGUGGCUUUGCUGCUGUCUUGGUUAUUUUACGUCACUAAGCUUUCAGAUCCCAAUGCUAAAUUUGACAUCGUUGAAGCUAGAUUGGGUGACCCCAUGGAUGACAAAUAAUGAUUUGAUUUUAUUAACUCAGAACUGCUCUAAUGUUCUUGAACUUUCGCUAUCAGGUUGUAAACUUCUCGACUCAGGCUCACAGGAAAUCAUUGCAUCUGGAUGGCCUGGUCUGAAAUAUGUCCAUUUAGAGGAAUGUGGAAGGAUAACUUCUCAAGGGGUUACAUUUCUUUAUAACUGCAAAGCAAUAGAAGAACUCAAGCUACGACACAAUGGCCGAGGGCUUGCUCGGAACUUCAUGCUGGACGCAGCUUCAAAGCUGCCAUUACUUCGGAGGUUAUCAUUGGAUCUAUGCGACGCAGUCCAAGGUGGAUUUGACAGCCCAAGUCAUUCUGAAAGGUUUUAUUUGAGUACUGUGAAGAUAUGUCGAUGCAAGGCACAAAGGUGUGCAUUUAAGCUUGAGAAGUUAGGGGGAUUCAAUCCAGAGCACAAGGAGACCAUAGUUCUCGAAUAUACCAGCAAGCAGCUCCGGACAACUGUGGUUAGAGAAAGAAUAUAGCUAGAGGACAAGAUUUAGGCUUCAUUUGGGACGGCUUUCUUAGUGUUUUCUAAAGCGACUUUUUAGUUAAAAAUUUUUAAUUUUUGUAUUAGAAAGCAGCUUUAAGAAGCUGUUAAAAAGCCAUCCCAAACGGAGCCCUAAUGCUUGAUGCUAUUUUAAUUAGGUGGUUAGGUUUAUAUCCUUCGGUCGUCGUGUACUGUAUUUAUAAUUUAACUGGAAAACUGUUGAGGUUCAUUUGGUAUUGUUGUUGUUUUACAUAUAAUAACUUCAACAAAAAUAGGUUCCUGAGCUGUACUUAAAUUUAGGCUUAGAUAAUAUUAUGAUUCAUGAUCGUGCUUUCGAUCAAUUAAUAAUUCAGAAAUCUACCUGUACCAUUCCUGUAAACCUUCAAGGAUUUUAGCCAAGUGAAAACAACUGUUUCUAUGCC
Molecule: messenger RNA, 3541 nt
Organism: Dendrobium catenatum
Lineage: Eukaryota; Viridiplantae; Streptophyta; Magnoliopsida; Asparagales; Orchidaceae
Product: BTB/POZ domain-containing protein FBL11
Exons: 19
Coding region: 166-3114 (982 amino acids)
Biological process (GO): SCF-dependent proteasomal ubiquitin-dependent protein catabolic process
Cellular component (GO): SCF ubiquitin ligase complex
Molecular function (GO): protein binding
Source: RefSeq, a predicted model, not a curated record